GUUAAAUUGGGCAUAUCAAAGUUUUAGUUAACCUCGGAUUUGGUGUUAAAACGUCUUAACAUUUCAUUUGGUACAGGUCCGUAAGCAGGGAGGAAAUAAAACGGAAAUAUAAACCCAGAUGGCAGGCAGACUUUCGGUUGCUGAUAAAAAGCAGCUAGAAAGAUACAUCCAAGCUGGUCCGAAGGACUUCAGCUUGCUGUACAGUUUUACCGGAAAUGGGGCAGAUGCAUCAGUUUUCCACCAGCUUUGCAACAAUAAAGGCCCAACAGUUACCGUUAUUUACAGUACACAGGGGACAGUUUGCGGGGGGUAUUCGGAGAAAAGUUGGGCACCGGGCAGUAUGUAUUUAAGAGACGAACAUGCCUUCCUCUUCCGUCUGCGACAGAAUGGAAAAGUAGCACCUGCAAAGUUUCCGGUCAAUACGGCCGAUAAUGCCAUUUAUUGUAACAAUGGAUAUGGGCCUACAUUUGGAGGCGGUUACGAUUUGAGUACAUUCACUGGUGCAUUAAAAGUUCAAAAUUACGAGUACACGACGAAUUCUACAUCCAACUUUGGAUAUUCAUACGACAUGGGUCACUCCGGGAGAACUACGUUCCAACGUAAGUCAUGUCUCAACGAUAUCACGUGACAUAUCUCAACGACGUUUGGUUACGGUAUCGCUCUAUAUGACACGGCUUACAUAAUUUUCAUAUAUAAUAACUACUUUGAUUAUAUUUACCUGUGUCUUGACAUGAACAUGUUUUCAGAUUCUAAAAGUAAUCGCAUAAAUUGAAUAAAACAUUUAGAUUUUAAAAACAGUCGUC
Mercenaria mercenaria is the source of this 803-nucleotide messenger RNA. RefSeq lists its product as uncharacterized. NCBI's taxonomy places the organism in Eukaryota, Metazoa, Mollusca, Bivalvia, Venerida, Veneridae. The record is from RefSeq and is a predicted model, not a curated record. The transcript has 2 exons. Bases 119 to 628 code for a protein of 169 amino acids.